Messenger RNA from Chara braunii, 1931 nucleotides. The record is from the annotation of a GenBank genome assembly. Lineage: Eukaryota; Viridiplantae; Streptophyta; Charophyceae; Charales; Characeae.
GCCAUACCCUGCAUCGGCGGAGCUCCUACCUGGCACCAUAGCUGGUCUUCACACCAACGCUCCUGCAGCACAGAGGGCACGUGACAACAGUUAGCACAUGGCGGCAGUUAUCUGCAGGCCACGUCAGGAGUGACAUGUCAGCUGACAACAGUGCCAUGGCAGCAGUGCCACGUCAGCAGGCCACAUCAGCAGGCCAUGUCAUCAGGCCAUAUCAGCGACAUGUCAGCCGACAGCUGUGCCACGUCAGCAGCUGCUCAGUGCCAUAUCAGCAGCCGCUCAGUGUCACAUCAGCAGUUCCGCAGCAUAUGCCCAUGCUCACCCGAUCACAAACAGGCGACAUGGAGCAGAAGCAAGGGGAAACAACCGAGGCCUAUGAGGCCCGCAUGCUGACCUUGAUGGCAGAAAUCAAGCAGCGGGCAGACGCGGCGACAGCCGCGUGGAAGAAAGAGGAGGAUGAGGCAGAGAAACCACGUUGUCUUGUGGAGGAACAUCGCCAAAAGCAAGACGAAGCAGCAGCGAAGGCUGCCGAUGAGGAACGCAUACAACGAUGCAACAAGAUAUUUAAGGAGGAAAGCGCACUACUUGCACUGGCCGCGGAAUGGCAGACGGAGGCAAAAGGCGGGGAAAUCAGCAACAGUGGGAUCAAGCUCUCACUUUUGCUUUCCCUCUUCACGGACCUCCUGGCUACCUGCAUUGCACAGCAGGAGGACAUCCACUGCCUUAACCAUGCGGUCCAUGACCACAAGCAGACGGUCACACAGUUGACCAGCCGCAUACAGCUACUGGAACAGCAGCAAUGCACUGCCACUCCAGACGCCGGCCCGUCCAACCUCGCCGUUCGUGUCAACGUUUUAGAGGUUGCCGUAGGUAUGCUCAAGGACGGCGCUCAGCAGCAGCAGGCAACAAAUCAGCAGCUUGAACAGCAGAUUUGUGCAGCAGCCGCCGGUCCUACCUCGUCGCCUCACGAGCGCAUACCAAAGUUUGAUGGCCUUCCGAUCUUCUGCGAUGCAACUAAGACCGAGCCUAUUCCUUGGUGGCGCCAGUUUGAACUGAUACUGGACAUCCACAAGACCUGCGACCCCAGCCGACAUGUGUAUUUAUAUCACUGGUCGGGGGGCGCGUGCCAAGCUUGGCUGGAUAAUAUGUUGUCUACGCACAAGGUCAAAAUCUUCGAGCUGCACACGAAGAUCAGUUGGAAGGAUCUCAAGGCAGCAUGGCAUAGGCGGUUACAAGUGGAGCCGCCCGAGUUUCAGGCAAUGAACAAACUCGGAAAGUUCUAUCAGAACACCUUGCCAAGCGUGGACUGGAUCAUCGAGUACCAACACUUGGCAUCCACGCCCGACUUGCCACUCGCCUUUAAGGGCAUCAAACACUUAUUCAUCAAGAGGUCGUGCCCGGCGUUGCAGAACGCAUUGAUGCAAGUCGCGGAGACUCUCACAACAAGUGAGGAACUCUUCAAUAAGGCCUCGCAGAUAAUUGUGACGAACAUGGAGGCCCGCAAUGCUGGCCGUUCGUCUUCUGCCGGUCAGGGCAGAGACCAGCAUCGGCCGAAAGUGGCCGUGGUUGCAGCAACAAUGCCGACCAAUCCUUCAAACAAGGCCGCACCAUCAAACGAGGGAGAAAGAUUAGCAGCCGCUCGGGAUAGUGGCCGCCCCAUCAAAGGUCGAGGACGCGGCAAAUCGAAGACAAACACCGCUUCAUCCACCGGGCCCGGACAAGCAGCUCAAGAACCUUGGUCACAUUACGGUCUCUCGAAGGGUGCCUACAAGGUCCGCAUGAGAUACCGGUAUUGUUUAUGGUGCAACGGCGUCCUACACGGGACGGUUAGCUGUCCUGACAAGGCCAAGUGAAAGUCCCUUCCGAGAAAGUGAGCACCGCCGAGAGUGAAAUGGUUGCACUCUCGACGCCUUCGGAACCCGUUGCUUCGCGAG